AUGCAUGAAUAUGGUCGUAAGAAACAAUUUAUUGAUAAAAAAACAGCACAGCAUUUUCAUGUGGUGCAUCGUAGUCAGCGAGAUCCAAAAGUCCAAGACCCCGAAGCUUCCAAAUAUGUCCUUCUUUCUUCCAAAAAGCCCGUCGAGCUGCACUCCGACUCGGAUUAUGAAGAAGAUGAUGAUAAUGAGUCGGAGCUUGAUAGUGAUGACGAGAUGCCGGACCUUGUGGACACAUUUAUGGACUUUUUAGCUGCCAAGAAGAAGAAGAAGAAAAAAAAACGUGAUUUUUCCUGUACGAAAAGUACGUUUUGGAAGCGUCGAAGCCGAGGAUUUGGUGGAUGA
Molecule: messenger RNA, 342 nt
Organism: Peronospora farinosa
Lineage: Eukaryota; Oomycota; Peronosporomycetes; Peronosporales; Peronosporaceae
Source: the annotation of a GenBank genome assembly